CCGACGUAAAAAGUUUCUAUAUAGAGAGAGACAGACAAACAUCGUCAUAACAACGGGAAAAACAUUAAGCUCAUACAUCAUGGUUCAAACCAUGGCCUACAAACCAGAAUGUAUCUCGUAUUCUGCGUAUACAGAGGGAUUUCGAUUUCAUCCAACAGAUAGAGAAUUGAUGAAAUACCUUUUACAUUACGUAAUAGAUAAUCCGUUGCCUACAUUAGUUCCAAUUGAAGAAGAAGAUCUUUAUUUAAAAGAUCCAUGGGUAUUUUUUGAUGCUAGAAAAGAGAAGACGAUUUAUUGUUUUACGGAGUUGAAGAAAUUGAAGAAAGGAAACAUGAGAUUUGUUCGAACCGUUGGAGAUGGUUCAUGGAAAUCACAAGACAGAGGAAAAGCUAUAAUUAGUGAAAAAGGUUCGGUUUUGGGAUACAAAAGAAGUUUAAGGUAUCAAUUGAGAGGGUCCGAACACGAUGGACAAUGGCUUAUGAAGGAAUAUUCGUUAUCAGCGGAAGUCAAAAACCAAUUGCGUAAACAAUUACGUGAAAAUAACAAAGAAAAUUACGUACUUUGCCGAGUGAAAAGAAAGAAUGGGGAAUACAGAAAGAAUGAGGAAGACGGUCCAAUUGUACAAAAAGAGGCAAUUGAAACUGAAGAGCUCAAUGCUAUUAUUAGUGAUCCUCUUAAUGGCGUAUUAAAGCCAGUACCAACAUUGAAUCUCACUCUCUAAGCCUGUAGAUUCUAACCAUCUUAGAUAGCUUUUAUUAAUACUUUUUAGUCAAAAUGUCGUUUAUAAUGGAGAAACAUAAUUUAUAAUAAAGAUGCACCAUUAUUUAUUUUUUUGUAUGAACAUUCAAUGCAACUGAAACUGAAACACGUUUUGUACAUCAUUUAUACUAAUAUAUUCUUUCGAAAAGCAUAUA
Molecule: messenger RNA, 914 nt
Organism: Solanum pennellii
Lineage: Eukaryota; Viridiplantae; Streptophyta; Magnoliopsida; Solanales; Solanaceae
Product: NAC domain-containing protein 1-like
Exons: 2
Coding region: 80-721 (213 amino acids)
Biological process (GO): system development; regulation of DNA-templated transcription
Molecular function (GO): DNA binding
Source: RefSeq, a predicted model, not a curated record